Molecule: messenger RNA, 708 nt
Organism: Quercus lobata
Lineage: Eukaryota; Viridiplantae; Streptophyta; Magnoliopsida; Fagales; Fagaceae
Product: ethylene-responsive transcription factor ERF112-like
Exons: 1
Coding region: 1-708 (235 amino acids)
Biological process (GO): regulation of DNA-templated transcription
Molecular function (GO): DNA binding; DNA-binding transcription factor activity
Source: RefSeq, a predicted model, not a curated record
AUGGACAGCCUAGAGAGCUCAGGAAUCCCUUUUGAGCCUCAAAAUUUAUGUAAAAAUUAUACCCAAACACCACUUGAAGGAGAAGAAGUCCAUGAAAAUGAAGAAAAAAGAAGCAUGAAGUUUCCUAAAAGAGUGAACAGCAAUGGAAGAAGGUUUCUAGGGGUGAGACAAAGGCCCUCAGGAAGAUGGGUUGCUGAAAUCAAAGACUCAUCUCAGAAGCUGAGGCUUUGGUUAGGGACUUUCGACAGUGACGAAGAGGCUGCUCGAGCUUAUGACAGUGCUGCCAGGCUUCUAAGGGGAAGGAAUGCCAAGACAAACUUCCCAUGUCAUGGAAACAUGAACUCACAUGAAGAAAGUAGCAGCUUAUUGGGAAAGAAUCCGAGGCUGUUUCAAAUUCUUCAGCAUGCAAUCACAAAGAACCAUGCAAGAUCCCCAUCUCUUUUCCCUGAUGAGGUAAUUCCAUGGAAUGAUCAUAUAACAGGUGACAAAGUGGAUUCAAACCAUUUUGAUACGCUUGUUGAAGAAACUAUAGUUUGUUCAUCAAACUCUGAAUCAGCUGGAAGCUGUGGUUUUGAUCAUGAUAGAAAUAUGCUUUCACAGCUCUCAUUUGGUAGUUCCAAGGUUUAUUCUUCUGUUUUUGUAGCUCCUUCUUUCAGUUCUUCUCUAUGUCAAGUAAGAGAAGAUCAAAAGAAUAGCCAAGAGGCUUAG